AUGGAAAAUCCCCCUGAAAAUACUACUAGUACUAGUAUCAAAAGCAAAAUAAAGGUCUGCUUCAGAGAUAUUAUAAGACCAACAAAGCCACCAUGGCAAGGCGAACUAAAGCCAGAUAGUCAUAAUAUCCGAAAUGUUAUGCUGGUCGGGGCUGCACUAAUCGCCACCGUGACUUUCCAAGCUGGAAUUAGCCCACCUGGAGGAGUUUGGCAAAGCGAUGAUAAGAUGGGACAUAAAGCCGGACAUGCUAUUUAUUCUGAUCAGAGAAUACCUUUCCUAAUUUUCCUGCUAUUCAACUCUAUUGCACUAACGUCAUCCAGUUUUCUACUAUUAUGCCUAACCUUUAGGUACCCUUAUUUCUUGGAAGUUUUCAUUGCUACAAUUUCUAUGAUGGGCACUUAUGGUUCUGCUAUAUAUUGCGUUACACCUUACGAAUCAGUGUCGUUUCGCCUCAUCUUCCUCGCCGCUCUUUCGCCUAUGGUAAUAAGGCUUGUUAUUUGGGUGUUUAGAGCUGUACUUUACUACCUAAUACCCAAUGAUUGGUUAAAAAAGAUCGGAUGUGGAGGGAAAUAA
Molecule: messenger RNA, 573 nt
Organism: Dovyalis caffra
Lineage: Eukaryota; Viridiplantae; Streptophyta; Magnoliopsida; Malpighiales; Salicaceae
Source: the annotation of a GenBank genome assembly